This is a messenger RNA of Paramuricea clavata, 5345 nucleotides long. The record is from the annotation of a GenBank genome assembly. NCBI's taxonomy places the organism in Eukaryota, Metazoa, Cnidaria, Anthozoa, Malacalcyonacea, Plexauridae.
AUGGCUUCGAGUAAUGCUUUGAGUUGUACUUGUAUUCUGUGUUUUCGCAUCAUUGAAAAGGCGCACGAAAGGUAUUUAGUAUCAGGCAAAACGAAAUUUGAUCUGAAAGAGGCUCUUCGACAGUUGCCGUUUGUUAUUUUGGAAUCUUCGCCCUACAUUUGUCGACAGUGUUGUGAUAAACUUCGCAAAAGAAACAACCUUAUUUCUCAAGAAAAAAUCAUUGUAAACGAACUUAAAGAGACUUACGAAAGAGGAAGACUUAAAAGGCGACAAUUAUUUGCAGAAGAAGGGCCCAGUACCAAACGGCCGUGUAUUUUAAGUGCAAAUUCCCCGACUACAUCACAGACAAAAGCUACAGUUGAACGUGGUAGAGUUGAUUCUCCCCCACCUGUAUUACCAGAAGUACCAACUCCGAUUUCACAUUCAACGCCUGUGAAAAGUAUAGCUAAGGAAGCCAGUGAAACAUCAGUAAACGUGACAGUAACAUGGCCAAGUCAGACUAGGCAAAGAGAACUUCACUCUGAUUUACAGUCAUUGGGAAAAAUGCUUGUCCGAGGGACAUACAAGCAGAUCGCAAAUGCGGCGUGGGGAAACCUACAUAUAAGAAAGCAUCUUGUUUUUAAUAUUCUUAAAAACAUUGACAAAGAAUGUGUUGACUUGUGUUCUAAGAAAAAUCCAAGUUGUCUGCGGUCACCCUCAAAAGAGAAAAUGCUCAAUUUUUCCUUAGAGAAUCAAAGAAAGGAAAUGGAAGAAAGGGCACCAUUGCUUUUUUCUAUAUUGGUGGCUGCAGGUUCAACUAGGACCAAAAGAGAGGAAAAGACAUGGACUCCUGCUGUUUGCAUGGCUUCAUCCAUACUUUUAAGAAAUCGGUCACAAUGCAUGAAUGCUAUACAGUUGAUGUUAGGUAUAUUUUUGUACCAUUCCAACUGGGCGGUAAGUGUAAAUAUAUAUAGCCAUUUACCUUGUGACUUUAUAACCACUUCCCAACAUUUCAAGUAUUUGGCACUUCGGGUUAAUACAAGCAGUGUGGCGUAACAGAACCUCCUGAGCCCCUCCCCCCGGGUGGGGGUGGGGGGGGGGAUAUGUGUUUCCAAAUUUCAACAAUUCCUGCUUUUGGGGGCCACCUGUUGCAAAUUUUCUGACCCUCUAAAACUGAGUCUGAGGCUCGGGACAAAUUGCCCAAUUGAUGUGGUCAUUUUUGCCGGGUGCCCCCCAGGUAUGCCCCCCCUGCCUCUGAACACCCAAACACCCUACAGUUAUGACACUGAAUAGAAGACUCUGUCAUAUCCUCUUGUAGCCUGCUCACAGCCUGAAAUUUAGAAGGGGAAAAUUUCCCCCUUCUGAAUUUCAGGCUGUGAGCAGGCUAUAUAUCUUGCUACCCCACUAAACUGUAAUAUGUGUCGCCUACAUUUUGUUUUACUCAGCAGCAUUAUAUACUUGUUUUCCAAAUAAUUUUAAGGGGUUAUUUUACAAUGUCAUGUAAGGAGAAGUUCUUCUGGAUUAAUUGGCUAAUCAAACUAUCUGUUUGAAGUGCCUAUAUCACUUGUGGGACCUUUAUGGAUUUGAAAAGAGUUCAAAAGAUUUUUUUAUUUAGUGCAAUAAUUUCGAAGAUACAGGCCUCCAUAAUACCUACAGUUCCUGAAUCCCAGGCUCGUAUGCACAAUGGACAGUUUGGAAAAAGGCCAAAUUCAAUAGCUGUGUUUAGACCCCAGGAGGCUGGGACUCAGGAACAGUCCGCUUAUAUCCUCAAAACUAUGGCACUAAAUAAAAAAUCUUUUGAACUUAUUAACUAACUUUUUAUGCUCUUUUCAAACCAAUAAAGGUUCUGUGGGACCUUUAUGGAUUUGAUUUUAUACUUUCACAUUUACUUCAUACAGUAAGUUAAUUAGUGCUUUAUUAUUUAAAUUUUUAGCCUGUAAUGUCACGGUUUUCUAGUUACUUCACCCAACCAUCUUUAUAAGAAACUGGAAGAAUAUGGUGUUGACCAUGAUGAAAUUAUAAAAUCGAUGGUGAAAAAUGAUGCUAAAUGGUUGGUGAGUAGAAAAGAAAAAGAUGAUUCAAAUGACACAAGUGCAUCAGUUACUGAUGCUAAACCAUCAGCUGGAUUUAAACUCACUAUUGAUAAUGUGGAUUACACGCAGAAUGUCCAUUACAUGACAGAGGAACACCAAAACAAUGACAAACACUAUGUUUCUAUAAAUGCCACUGUUAAUAGAGUUUCAGCAAAUCACUUGAGUGAUGAGAGUACAGCAAAUGGCAUCAAUCAAAUGGAGAAUGGGAAGUGUAUCCCUAAUCAUUUUGAGCAGAAGGCACAGAGAAAUAAUUAUAUUGCCCUUGUCCAACGUGUAAUUGUAGAACAUGUUCCAUGCCUUGGAUUUGGAAAGGAUCUUUUGGAAAACCACAUCCCACACAUGUACACCAAAGAGACAUCACAACCAACAGAUUCAGUAAGUAUAUUCAAGAAAUAUUUAGGUUUUUUAACUUGGGGUGAGGUGAUACCAGUUUUUUUCGCUUUCAGAACGAUAUCAUACAUGUCCCUUGUUCAAUGCCUUUUAUGAUAUCGGCCCUCAAGUGAUAAAACUGAUAUCACCUCGCCCCUCAUGUGAUAAUCUACACUUAUAGGCAUUUCUUGGGGUAAUAUAUGAGAGUGAAAAUGAUGCGAAUGGGAUAAACAAGAUUUUACAUGACCUUCACAAGUAUGUUCCAUUUGUUGGUGAAGGACAAGAACGCGAAUAUUCCAGCCAACCUAUAGUUGGGGAUCAGCUGACAGUGGAACGAGCUGUUAAUUGCCAUAUGAGCUUGUGCAAUGGGUUCACACCGGAGGAGCGCCUAGAAGGCCUACACUUUGAAAUCGCUGACUGGCAUGCCGGAAACAAAGCCUUAAGUGUAAGUAAUUGAUAUGUAAAUUGCUGUAUUUUACUUUAAUGUCAUGGAGAUGGUAGUCAUAUCAAUAUCAGUUUGUGGGUUUCUGGGACCUUUUGGGUGCAUGGAUUCAUGACCUUCUCUGUACACAUAAUUUUUUUAGUAAAUAUAUCGGUCAGGACUAGGGUUGGGCGAUAUUUCGAUAUUUUGCUUUAUCGCGAUAUUUUCAAUCGCGAUUAUCGUAUCGAAGGUAGAAACUUGAGAGACAAUAUAUCGAAAUUAUCGUCAUGCUCGAUGACUAUCGUGAUAUUUUAUAUAAUCCUAAAAACAUUCUUUCAAUUCCCAGAAAAUAUAGUUUUUAAAAGAAUUAAAACUAUUUCCUGAAUUAAAUAUGAAUUUAAUACGAUACAAAAGCUAAUAUUUAUGUAUUAAUCCACUGUACAAUGAAAUUGCAGGCUUUGCUUGCGCUUGCGCUGUGUGCCCACGGCAUUUGUGCCAGCAGAGACACAGUAGACACUGCGUAGACAGUUCAGGUUUAUGAACAGUAAAUAUUAGACUAGAAAAAACGUUCAUAUUACUUUAAUUUGAUAUUUGUGGUGUUACUCUGAGUGUAUAUCCACACCGGGCGAGCUUGAAAAGUAUGCCCGGCCACGGUGGGAUUUUCAAGCUCGCCCGGUGUGGAUAUACACUCAGAGUAACACCACAAAUAUCAUAUUCACCUGAGUACACUACACCAACACAGAAAAAAAUUCUUACUUUAAUUUGUUGUUUUACUUGUUUUUAAUAAGAAAAAUGUGGUCAUUGUUUUUAUUGCAUUUAUCGCGAUAUUAUCGAAUAUCGUGAUAAUUUCCUUGACAAUAAUCGUGAGAUGAUAUUUUUAAUAUCGCCCCAACCCUAGUCAGGACUAGAGCUGUCAGCACUAGAGCUCCUUACUGUUUUUUUAUGUAAUAUUUUGCUUCAGUUUAAAUUUUUUGAAGAAAUCUUACUUGAAAGAAAAACAUUCCUUUAAUUAAAAAAUCACACUAUUUAUAUUUUUUACAAACACCAUUUCGUAACAAUUUUUCAGUUUCUAGAUUUAAAAGAAAAACAGUAGACAGCCACCUUAAGUGUUAUGGUUUCUGCAAUCUCUUGGUAUGGAAAGGGAAAACAACCAACCAACCAGUUAUUUCAAAGUGAAAUAGGAAACCAAAAAAAUAUUUGGCAUAUAGUAGUGUUAGAGUUGGCCAAACAUUCUCAUGUUGUAUCCCAUUAUGUGUAUCAGUAAUAUUAUACUUCUCAUACAAUUGUAGGUUGCGUUUUCACAUUUGUACAGUGCUGCUUCAGUAGGAGAUAAGUGUACUUUAUACAGUGAUCGUAACCUAAUAAACCGUCGCAAUGUUAAAAAUGAUGUUGAUUCUGCUGUAAAUGCAGCCCGGCGUUUCUUCGUGAUUGAAGUUGAAUCGAGAAUAGUUGCAGCGGCAAUGACUGAACUUGGCAUAGAUGAAUUUGAUUCAACACCAGAGAAUGGUCCAUCAACAGAAAAUUGGACUACUAAAGAAAAGAAAGAUUAUCUGUGCAAGUUAUCAUCCAAAAUCGUUGAUAAAUACAUUGUGGAUGAGGAAAAACACAAGAAGAUUAUUGCAACUGUGGAACACCUUGAGGAGAAGCAGUUGCAACGAUUGAAGGAUAAGACAGCAAACGGCAGAUACAAGUGUAGAUUUCCAGGUUGCGAAAAGACUUUCAGCAAUGAUGGAAAAUGGCGAAUGGUGCAUGAACGAGCUCAUGAUCCUCCUGUCUGCAUCGAGGAGCAGCCAAUGCUAGCUGAGAUCUAUAGCAGUGACAUUGUAGCUGAUGACAUGUACAACUACCAGAGGGCAUUGCUGGAAUAUGGGAUGGUUAUUAUUAACUUCCUGGAUGCAAUUUCCGAAGGUGACGGUGCAAGAGUAAUCAGAAAUUGGAAGUUCCUACUUCUUUACUUCCAGCAUGAUAAAGAGAGCCAGAAAUAUUCCCUUGAAGCUCUUUACCUAAUGUUUCAGGUGUAUGCCCUGCUAAGUCCCAAGGCAGCCCACCAUAUUGUAUGGAAUAGAUUUGCGAAGCGGAAGCAUUCCCUUGGUGGAAAUAUUCCUCUUGAUCUUGCCCUGGAAUUCCUCAACAGAAUUUUUAAGGAUGCAGUAAAGAAGCUAGGCCCUAAUGCCAACCCAAGAUCAAUAAGCAGGAUUUGUAAUGCCAUGAAUUUUACAAAGAAACUGACAGAAAAUUUUGAUGGUUCCAUGGCACUUUACAAGAGAUCGGGAAAGCAUGCGCGCAAAUCUUGUAGUGCUGAUUUGAAGAAACUUGUCAACGAACUUUUGCUCCAGAAUGCUCUUACAAAAACACCUGGAAGGUCCUAUAGUUUUUAUUCAGGAAUCAAACCAUCCCUCUUAUCCGACUUUGACUUACAAAAAUUUUAUGGCUGGAUCAAUGACCACAAGAAGUAUAUGAUUCUACACAGAAAAGCCAGAUAG